Molecule: messenger RNA, 1134 nt
Organism: Aspergillus tubingensis
Lineage: Eukaryota; Fungi; Ascomycota; Eurotiomycetes; Eurotiales; Aspergillaceae
Product: ABA 3 protein
Exons: 1
Coding region: 1-1134 (377 amino acids)
Source: RefSeq, a predicted model, not a curated record
AUGGCCAUUCAAAACAAAUGGUUCUAUCCAAGCGACAUAGCCCAUGAUUUGGAUGACGUCGAUCUACCAACAGAGGUGAAGGUCGAAAUUCUGGCAUGUGCUUGGGAAUACACCCGAUGUGUGAUCCCACAAUACAGUAAUUGGAAGCGCUAUGUCGCUUUCAUGCGCCUUAUCACUAUCGGCGUCAUCAGCGAGUUCCGAGGGGACCUGGUGGACGUGGUUACCGGUCCCCGAGUCCUUGGCUAUAAUCUCGAUACUCUCCUACACGACCUCUUCCAUGAUACACCAGGACAUCAGGCCAUGGUUCUUGAGUUUAAGUCUUUCCUUCUAGUCACAUCCGAGAAGACAAGCCACAGGAGGUCUAACAGUGAGAUGUUCCGUCGGUACGUGGACGCCCUCGUCAGCUCACCACAACAAUGGUUUCGGAUGCGGGAUUGUGACGCCUUAGCCCGCUUCACGAUUGCUGCAGGUCUCGCCUGUAAUGACCUCCUGGACACAUGGUAUACAGACACGCAGUAUAACAUUCUAUGCGAGAUAGGAGCUACCAUGUAUGACGCGGUAGCCUUUUUCAAGCAUCAGUCAGAAGGCGAGACAAACAGCACCUUUGCCUACAUGCCGGAGGAUGAGCGCAUCAGUGCAUUUCACGCAGUGCGUCAAGUCCUAUGGGCAUUGGAUGUAGCAAUGGCAGACAUUCCCGGGCAUACAAUUGUCACCAACUUCCUCCGCAACGUUGGUGGGCCAAUUCUCAUGACGAUGCGGCGAUAUCGGUUUGUCGAAGAGGGGCUCACCAUUGGUAAGACGGAGUCUGAGGAUAUCAUCAACGAAACUCGGCAGAACUUCAAGCUUUGGAAUCGCUUGGAUGCAGGCUCAGCCACGUCCCUCGAUAUCAAGCAUUAUAAUAUGCUUCUUUCCCGGCGUGAUGAUCUCAUGUUCCCGGGUUUGGCGGAAUGGCUGGAAGCCGACAACCAGAAGUGUACCCAGUGUGUAUACCGCAAGGCAUAUGGUGCACAGAGGGCCCAUUGCUUCGGUGGCGUGGAACUCUGCAGUCAGUGUCGUGAUGAGUGGGGCCAUUACCUCAAGACGCUGCCUGAACGCACGAAGCAAGCAUUUCCGGAUCUUGCCCUGGAAAUAUGA